This is a messenger RNA of Wallemia ichthyophaga EXF-994, 3192 nucleotides long. Its product is annotated as Endocytosis protein end4. The coding region runs from base 1 to 3192 and encodes 1063 amino acids. Gene Ontology annotation, cellular component: actin cortical patch; clathrin-coated vesicle. Gene Ontology annotation, biological process: clathrin coat assembly; endocytosis; actin filament organization. The record is from RefSeq and is a predicted model, not a curated record. Lineage: Eukaryota; Fungi; Basidiomycota; Wallemiomycetes; Wallemiales; Wallemiaceae. Gene Ontology annotation, molecular function: phosphatidylinositol-3,5-bisphosphate binding; clathrin light chain binding; actin filament binding. The transcript has 7 exons.
AUGUCGAGAUUAAGGCAGCAGGGAUUUCACGACAGCUUCCACCAGCCAUCAAGACCCGUUGAUCGCGAUAAAGCUGAAACUGAACUCGCUCUCAAUAUUAAGAAAGCAACGAAUACUGAUGAGACUGCACCAAAGCAGAAGCACGUUAGAAAAUGUAUUGUUUACACUUGGGAUUAUCACUCCUCACAAUCCAUUUGGUCUGGUUUACGUGUACAGCCGAUUAUGAGCGAUGAAGUUCAAACUUACAAAGCUCUUAUCGUUGUGCACAAAAUCGUACAGGAAGGCCAUCCAAUUACUUUACGCGAAAUUCAACAGCACAUCGGCUGGCUAGACACUUGCUCACGCACUGUUGGCAACUUUGGUCUUGGUUACGCUCCACUAAUUCAAGCUUACGUUCAAUUCAUCAUGUCCAAAUUGCGUUUUCACAGAAACCACCCUGAAUUCAAUGGUUUGUUUGAAUACGCUGAGUAUAUCACUCUCAAAGGCGUUGAUGAUCCUAAUGAGGGAUAUGAGACAGUUGCCGAUCUUAUGAAUCUUCAAGACGGUAUCGAUUCUUUCCAGCGUCUGGUUUUUAUGCACCUCCGUGGCAUCUCAAACAAUGAGUGCAGAAUCUCUUCCCUUGUUCCUCUCGUUAAGGAGAGUUAUGGUAUUUACAGAUUCAUCACUUCCAUGCUUAGAGCAAUGCACAGACGUGUCGAAAACGCUGAUGAGAUCCUUCAACCUCUCGUACAGCGCUUCAACGGUCAACACCAUCAAUUGCGUAAAUUUUACUACGAAUGCUCCAACCUCAAAUACCUCACCUCUUUAAUCAACGUUCCUAAACUUGGUCAGGAGCCUCCAAACUUAUGGCAGGAUCCGGAAGGUCAUGCUGAGAUGGCUGAGCGGAAAGCUUUGCAAAAGUCACCUGCUCCCCCACCCACUGCUCCAGACACCCCAUCAGUUGAUAUUGCUGAACAAGCACGUAUGCUCAAGGAGUAUGAAGAUCAACAGGCCAAGCUUCAAUCUGAGCGUGACUCGCAGGAAGCUCAACGUCAACUUCAGAUGCAAAAUCAGCAGCGUGAGUUUGAAGAACAGCAACUCCUCCAACAACAACAACAAGAAAUGGCAAAACAACAGCUUUUACAACAGCAAGCGGCACAGCAGCACAUGGGUGCAGCUGCAGAUAUGGAGCGUCAACUACUAGAGAUGAGAGGUCAGUUUGAGAGGGACCAGAUGAUGCUUCAGCAAUAUGACUCGCGUGUCAAGGCCCUUGAAAUGGAGUUGGCUGCAAUCAAUGCCAAUGUUGGAGCACAGAUGAUAGGCAAAGAUGAGCUCAUUAAGAGUUUACAGGAUCAAAUUACCAUGUGGAGAAACAAGUAUGAGGCACUGGCAAAAUUGUAUUCUCAACUACGCACUGAACACCUGGAUAUGCUUGGGAAAUUUAAGCAAAUGCAACUCAAAGCUAAUUCUGCUCAGGAGGCAAUCACUAAGUACGAACGCAUGGAACGUGAUGUCAAAGCAAAGAAUCUCGAGCUAGCAGACAUGAUACGUGAACGCGACAGAGCUCGCUUUGAUCUUGACAGACUUAAAUCAAGUCAGAAAGAUGAGCAUAGUCGUUUACGUCGUGAUCUUGACUUUGCAAAUGAGAGAGCAGAGGAUGCAACGCGCCACCGCUCCACUGAAACCUCCUCCAUGAUCAGCAGAUAUAAUCGACAAUUGAACGAGUUGGAAGAUAGUCUCCACUCAAAGCAAAUACAAAUCGAUGAGCUCCUUCAUAAGAUUGACGUGGCGAAUGGUGAAGCGGAGCGUGUGCGCGAAGAGAAAGAUGCGGAGAUUGCCAUCAUUCAAGAAGGAAUGGAUUCCACUAUCGGCAAACUCGGUGAAAUGCAAUUAACACAGGGAGAAUCAGACCAAGCACUGAAUGCACAAAUUGAUUUGCUUAUUGUUGAUCACGAUAAGAAGUUAAAGCAGAUUAUUGACAGUAUCUUCCAAGCAUGCGUGCAUAAAAUUGAUGAUGUCAAUUACGAGCUUGAGUCGUCAAUCCAGACUGGAAACCAGAAUGCAUCUCCAGAGUAUACACUAUCAAUGAUUGAAAAAGCGCAAGCGGAUGCUUCGGAAUUUGCAGUGACUUUCACAUCUUUCAUAGCACCCAAGCAGACAGCUGGGCACGUUGACGUAAUCAAGAUUGCCAAUGAGCUGUCUCAAACUAUUUGCGAGAUACUGCUCAAUGCCAAGGGAGUAACUAGGCUGACUAAGGAUGACGAAGCAUCCGAUGCACUAAUCAAGGGUGCUAGGAAAGUUGGUGAUGUUGCCGCAAGGGCUUUCCUUGAUGUGCAGUCAUUCCGUCUUGCUCUGGUGCCUUCUGAACAACGUGCGCUCGUUGUCGCGCGCAAAAACUCAGAUUCGCGCGAGGCGCUAAACGAGCUCACAGAUAUCCUCGACAUGGCCAUUCCUAAAGGCCGCACAGAGUUAUCCAAAGCUAGUGGUGAAAUUGGAGAUAUAGUUGAGCGAGAGAUGUUAGCAGCAGCAAACGCAAUCCAAGCGGCGACCGAGAGGAUACAAUCGAUGAUGCAUGCGGAAACCACGACGAGGUACUCCGGUCUAGACAAGAAUGUGCACGAUGCAAUACUCGAAGCGUCGCUAGCGAUAACGAAUGCGAUUGCUCGUCUCAUCCAGGCUGCUACAGAGUCUCAGAAGGAAAUAGUAGCCCAAGGACGUGGAUCUACCAUGUCAGCGCAGCAAUUCUACAAACGCAACAACAGAUGGACAGAGGGAUUGAUUUCAGCUGCCAAGGCUGUAGCGUUUGCGACGAAUCUUCUCAUCGAAGCCGCAGACGGAGUGUUGAAUGGGUCUCACUCACUCGAGCAGCUUAUCGUAGCGUCAAAUGAAGUGGCAGCAGCUACCGCACAGCUCGUCGCUGCGUCGCGCGUCAAGGCGAACUUCAUGUCCAAGACGCAGGAACGACUCGAAAUUGCCGCUAAGGCUGUCACUGAGGCGUGCAAAGCUCUCGUGCGCCAAGUCAAGGCUAUUUCAGCCAAGCAAGCACAAGACGCAGAUGGUCACGUCGAUUGGGCUAGUGUACCCACGCAUGAGUUCAAAGUCAGGGAGAUGGAGCAGCAGGUCGAGAUACUCAAGCUCGAGAAGGACCUUUCGUCCGCAAGGAGAACUCUAGGUGCUAUGCGUAGAGCCGGUUAUAGGAAUGAGGACGAAUGA